UCCUAGAAGGACACAUAUAAAACGUACCACAAGUUUUUAAAAAAAACGAACUGAAACUUUGGGUCUUGCUUUAAAAUUAUUAUAUACAGUUGUUGCAAACUGUGCCUCACACAGUGUUUCCUCAUAUAACCACAUUUCCUCAUAGCAGCCUCGUGAUAUUGGUAACCUUCCUCUUAAUACAAACAAAAGGUUUUGUGUUCCCCUAAUACUGAAAUUAUCAAAUUAUUUAGUUUUUAAGAUUCAAUGCACCAGACCAAAGCCAGAAGCGAUACAACCUUCCUUUUUUCCAGGACUCCGGGAGAGUAUUAAGUUCUCAGCUGAGGCCCUGUGGUGGUGUGUACACAUGGAGGCUGAUCAGUGGACGCUUUCUGUCUUGUUCUGAGGUCACGGACUGUCCUUCAACCAGGAUCAAGUCUUCUGCAAGUUCAAAGGAGUGCCCGAACUUUGUGACAGUGCACAGACCCUCCAUUCAAGGAGCCUCUAGCUGCAGGAAGAGAGCGAGCGGGAGAGAAAAUAAACAAGUCUUUAAAAAAAAAGAAACAACGCUCUUCAUGAAUUCCCCAAAAACCUGAAAGGCAAAUACUGCAAGUUGGCUGGUGGUCUUGAGGAGGCAUGUGGACAAUGAGUAUGGCUUGGCUCUGUCUCCCGGCCUACACUGUCCUCCUUGUUAGUUACUUUCAUAUAGCCGUCACGGAAAAUGAUGUCACUCCACGCCUCACCUUCUCCUACUAUGCAAAGGAGAGGACAACCAGAAGUUUCUCAGUCGACGGGGUCUUCAACUACACCACUCUCCACCUCAGUAAAGAAGACAACAUGCUGUACCUUGGAGCUCGGGAGAUCCUCUUUGCUCUUAACCUCUCUGAUAUCAGUGCAGUCAAACUACAGAAAAAUCUCACAUGGAAAACUCCACAGAGGAAGAGAGACGAGUGCAGUUUCAAAGGCAAAGACCUGCAGACGGAUUGCUUCAACUACAUCAAGAUUUUACUUCGCAUGAACAGCACUCACCUGUAUGUGUGCGGAACGUACGCCUUCAGCCCCACCUGUGCUUACAUAAAAACUGCAGACUUCUCCCUCGUCAAGAGUGAUGCUGGUGAGAUUGUUACAGAGGACGGACGAAGCCGCUGCCCCUUCAACCCUGAGUACAAAUCCACUGCCAUCAUGGCUGAUGGAGAGCUGUACGCUGGUACAGUCAGUAAUUUCCAAGGAAAUGAACCCAUCAUUUACAAGAGCCUAAGCCAAGGAACUUCUCUAAAAACAGAAAACUCACUCAACUGGCUUCAAGACCCGGCCUUUGUUGGCUCUGCUUACAUACAAGAGAGCCUGCCCAAGGGCAACGUGGUGGGCGACGACGAUAAGAUUUACUUCUUCUUCAGUGAAGCAGGAAAGGAGUUUGAUUUCUUUGACAACACCAUUGUGUCACGCAUUGCUCGCGUGUGUAAGGGUGACAUGGGAGGCGAGAGGGUCCUGCAGAAGAAAUGGACGACCUUCCUGAAGGCUCAGCUCCUAUGCUCGCUGCCUGACGAUGGCUUCCCCUUCAAUAUAAUCCAGGACAUGUUCGUGCUGACGCCGAGUCCCGAGGACUGGAAGAGCACUGUGUUUUAUGGAGUCUUCACAUCUCAGUGGUAUAAAGGCGCUUCAGGAAGUUCUGCGGUGUGUUCCUUCACUAUGGACCAGGUGGAAAAGGCGUUUAAUGGGCGAUACCGCGAGGUCAACCGAGAGACACAACAGUGGUACACAUACAACCAUCCGGUCCCAGAGCCUCGGCCUGGAAUGUGUAUCACAAAUGCUGCCAGGGAACAGGGCAUCUCCUCCUCGCUGCACAUGCCCGACAAGGUGCUGAAUUUUGUCAAAGACCACUUCCUGAUGGACAGCGUCAUUCGCAGCCAGCCUCUCCUGCUAAAGCGCAACGUUCGCUACACGCAGAUUGCUGUCCAUCGAGUCCAGGCAGCAAAAAAGGCAUAUAAUGUGCUCUUCAUUGGCACAGAUGAUGGAAGACUUCAUAAAGCCAUCAAUGUCAACAACAAAAUGCACAUUAUUGAGGAGAUGGUGCUCUUCCGUGAUUCCCAACCAGUGCAACACAUCGAGCUGGACACUGAAAAGGGUCAGCUUUAUGUUUCCUCUUUCUCUGAACUGGUGGAGGUCCCAGUAGCAAACUGCACUAAUUAUCAGAGCUGCGGGGAGUGCAUCCUCUCCAGGGAUCCUUACUGUGCCUGGAACGGGAGGCAGUGUGUGGAUAUCAGACAGGCUCAACCAAGAAAUGCCUGGCAGCAGGAUGUAGAUGAAGCAGACACAUCAGCUAUUUGCAACAAGACAGUGCCAAGCCCACGGUUUGCUAAACCUCCUCCUACACGAAUGUCUUCAUGCCAGGUGAUCAUUAUCCCGGCCAACACGUUCAAAGUGCUGCCUUGCAAGCUGCGCUCUAAUUUGGCAGAAAGGAGAUGGGAGUUCAGUGAGAGCGCGGGUCACUUCCAUUACCCCAGCCCAGAGGGGGGGCUAGUAGUGGUAGCUCAAGCCGACAGGCAGGAAACCUACGAGUGCUGGUCAGUGGAGGAGGGCUUCAGACAACUGCUGGCAAACUACUGCGUGAGGGGCGAGGCCAAACAGGAGAGCACCACCUUGACAGGGCGUUCACAUACGCCACAGAUCUCCCAGGAAGAGUUUGUUAUCCUGCCAGGAGAGGCGCGCUCCCCGCAGAUCAACACUAAGACCUACUGGAAUGAGCUGAUAGUGGUGUGUUCCCUCCUGGGUUUUUCCCUUUUGGUCUUCUCUCUAUUUGUGGUCUACAGGAACCGUGAUCACAUGAAGUCCAUGCUCAAGGAAGGGGAGUGCCCAAACAUGCAGCAGAAGAAACCCAGGAUAGUAGUGAAACCGGCUGAGAACUUGCCACUGAACGGCAACACGGUAACGGCAUCAGUGUCAGAUCACAAGGGCUACCAGACCCUUAACGACAAUUACAUCUGCAGCACUCCACCGCACGAGUGCUCGUCACCAGACAACAGCAAGAGCUUCUCGGAGUCGGAGAAGAGGCCUCUGAACCUGAAAGAGAGCCACGUAGAGAUUUCUCCCACAUGUCCUCGGCCACGAGUUAGACUGGGCUCUGUGAUUAAAGACUCUAUAGUGUGACUCCGGCUUCAUGUAAUGUGGAGAGACUAAUUUUAAGCUGAAAGGAAAGAGUGCACUUGCUAAGAAAAAUAAAACCCUGUAAGAGGGACAGCCGAGGAACAUCAUACUCUUCGUGGAGAGACAUUUCAUUACACAGAUUUUGCACUUUGUUUUUUCUUUUUGUUCUGUCCCUGUGGUCCACGUGCAUUUCGUUUCAUUUGCCUCUCACUCCCCCUUUAUUCAUGUGCAUUCGAAGCACUCUGAAAAAAAUUCCAGUUUGCCUUCAGACUUUUGUCGUUUUCAUAUACAGCUCACAGGAAUGUAACACAGAGGAGGUGUCGGCGAUUCAGUGAUUGAAUUUCAAAGCAUUGCCGCUCAGUCCGUCCACAAAGUCUACUGGUAAUGCUUUGAAAGGUAGAGUGAUAUUUAUACAUGUUCCCACUAAUGGCUGAGGCAGUGUUUGUCGUUUUAUUUUUGUUCUGUGAUCUGGUUAAGAGCCUACCUUUCGCCGAGGCUAUGCACUAUUUACUGUUCGGUAACAAAGUAAACACUCACACUAGAAUAUACACUAACAAUCCAGGGGCAGGCUAGGAAAAUAAAAAAGUCCUGUGAUUUGAUUUUAUAAGAUAGCCGGUGUGUAUUGACAGAAUUAUAUUCGUCGUCUAGGCUCACACACAACAACAGAGAAAGAGUUGUGGUAAAAGUGAAGGGUAAAAAAAAUCAAGUCAGUGAAAAUAACUCAAACCACGUCAGUCACUACACACCAAAAAAUAAAAAAUAAAAACGAAGUAGUAUAUAACAGUAAAUGAAAACAAAUCAUGCUUUUCUUAAAGUACUGGUAUUAUCAGUCAAUACAAAUAUUUCUCUGUGAAAGCCUGACUUUCAACAGGGUUUUCCGUCACCAAAUGUGAUAAAGGGAAAAGUCUCAUUCCAGGUAUUAUCAUGCUGUUCUUCAUGAGACAGGCAGUCUAUGCAAAGCAAAUAAUGUGAAGUGGGGUAAACACCAAGAAAACCUCACCUCGAGACUGAGUAAGCACAAAGGUGUUGGCGCUGUUAAUUACUUUAGGAUCAGUGGCACUACAAACACACACCCACACACAGACACACACACUCUCGGUCUCAUUGUACUGACUGUAAGUAUGCAAGAGAUUUCAGCCAUUUCGGUGUAUUCGGUGAGGGGGAAGAGUGUCCAAAUGUUUCUUUUACAAGAAAGACAUUUUUCACAAUCAUUUUUUAAUGUCUGAAAUAUAUCUAUCACUAAUCUCAAAGGGAAAUAAUAAUAAAUAUUAAAAUAUACCUAUUCAUAAUCUAAUUUAAAUAACACACAUCUGUAUAGCCUCAACUUUGACACAUAUAUUGAUAGAUGGAGAUAAUGAAUGGAAGAAAACGCCCUCUGAUUGCUUACAUGGUUUUAAAGGCAACCAUAAAGGCAAUAAUUUACAUUCAAAUCCAAUAAUAAACACAUAAACAAUUGUGCAUUUUAGUUAUCUUGAUCAGCCAUCUUCUUAUUCAGAAACAGCAAUUAUCAACCGCAUGAUCCAUCACAUUUGUGAGAUGUUGGACUAACUUGAAUUGAAUUUUUUCCCCCAUUAUACAAUUUGAAGUCUUACUUGAGUUUGGCUCUUGUGUUGUGCCAGCAAAAUUAAAUAUUCACAAAAACAUGCAGGAAGGCGUACUGCUUGACUCAGAAUGCAUAGGAUUUGCACUUGAUGUUGAAAAGCCUUAGUACAAAGCAGGUCAUGGAUUUGAUUACAAAUCUGCCUUGAGGAAAAUGGGUAAUGCCUUCUGAAAUCAAGAGAUGUGCCUCUUGGGAUAAUAAACUAACCAGGUAGUAGUGCUGUAGAGUCAAAUGCAACACUGUAGGUGUGAAAGGACUGACUGUGUUCAGAAACAAGAGUGAAAACAUGGAACACGUGUAAUUUAAUACUGUCAGCAUUGUACAGUAUGUGCUCAUGGGAUGUUUUGUUAUUUAACUUUUUGUUAUGGUGGCGUCAACCUCAGUCAGGGACUAAAUUUAUUCUGAAAGUGUAGCACAUAAAACAACCACUGGCUGAUUUUAAAAUACUGAAUUAUAGAUAUUAGUAUUAUGUUACAUUUCUUGUAAAUGGCACUGCAAAAAUGACUGUGUGAAUUUCAAAAGACUGGCCGUCUAUAGUCAGUCACGCAGUAUGAAAGAUUCAUGCUUUGACUGUUAUUAAAAACAUAAAUGGCAGCUUUUGGUGGAUUGGCUGUCAUCGGAACAAUAUUAAAUUUGCUAAGUGCACAACAAAUAUAAAGUGGCAGUGAUUUAGUAACACACGUGCAGGUACUGAACAUGCUUUUAUUUGAAUACAAGCCUAAACUAAUAAUGCCACAGUGAAAGUAUCGUCGUCUGCUCUCUCUCUCUCUCUCUUAUAAUAAACCACUGUAGUCUAGCCUUCUAUUUGUGACAGUACAAGUUGCUCUGACUCUCGUCAACAUGUAUUGUAAGUAAAAAAACAAACAAACAAAAAAAAAAACAAGUUUUUUUUAUGUAAAAUUGUUUUGUAAAUUCAGCUGCCAAUGUAAAAAAUAUUGUGAAUUGUAUUUUUUUGUAUCAUACAUCACUACUGUUUGUUUUCUUUUUUUUUUUUUGUAUUGUACAUAAAAAGCACUUUAUUUUAAUUUUUCAAAUAAAGAUCAAAAGAUAAUUUUUUUAUUUGAA
Messenger RNA from Scatophagus argus, 5785 nucleotides. RefSeq names its product sema domain, immunoglobulin domain (Ig), transmembrane domain (TM) and short cytoplasmic domain, (semaphorin) 4Ba (gene sema4ba). Gene Ontology annotation, molecular function: semaphorin receptor binding; chemorepellent activity. The coding region runs from base 613 to 3123 and encodes 836 amino acids. The transcript has 15 exons. The record is from RefSeq and is a predicted model, not a curated record. NCBI's taxonomy places the organism in Eukaryota, Metazoa, Chordata, Actinopteri, Scatophagidae. Gene Ontology annotation, biological process: negative chemotaxis; positive regulation of cell migration; semaphorin-plexin signaling pathway.